AUGGCAUCGAAAAUUCCUAUGUUACAACCAAAAUUAGUUUUUGGAUUACAACCUGAUAUAAAAGGGAAUGUACAGUUUGAAUCAGAUGAAGAAAUUAUAUAUCCAGUGGGAAAUGUUUUGGCAUUUCAUAAUUUCAAUCAUAACAGGCAAAAAAUUAUUAAGUUGGGCGAUCGUACCCAUCAGCCAAUCAGUAUGAUUGUAAUCAGUCCAAAUAAAAAAGUUGUGGCACUCUGUGAAAAAGGUGAUAAACCAAUAAUCACAAUAUACGAUACUGGAACAUUAAAAAAACGUAAGGUAAUUGGUAUACCAGCAGUUGGGCCUGAGAUACCACAAUCAAAAGAAUUUAUUACGGCACAAUUUUCAAUGGAUUCAAAAUAUUUAAUGGCUGUAACAGGUGAACCCGAUUGGAUGUUGUAUUGUUAUAAUUGGGAAAAGGGUAAAACUGAAUGUUUCUGUAAGGCAUUAAAUCCAAAUGGAACUGGUAAUGUUGUUCAACUUGUUUGUAAUCCAACCGACCCAACAACAAUUGGAAUGGUGGGUAAUCAAUUAUUACGUUUGUUAAUGAUCAAUGAAUCCGUAUUUCGUCAAUGGGGUUUCAGUAAAGCUGAUUUAUGGAACUUGACAUGUUGUUGUUGGCUAUCACAAGAAAGAUUUUUAGCUGGUGCCAUAGAUGGGCAAAUUCAUUUUAUUGAAAGUGGUGAAUAUAAGCUGUCGUUUCGUGCUAUUGAUACUGAAAUAUAUAAUUUUAAAGUGAAAGAAAUCGAAGAACAACCAUCAAAAGAAAGUUUACCACCAAAAUCAAGCGGACAUUCAAGCAAGCCAAGUAUUGUAUCCACUACGAACGCACUCGAUUUUUUAAUUGCGUUCAAUAAAGGCUUUUGUUAUGUGUGCCAACGAGGUGUAAUACAUUUAUUUGAAAAAUUAUCACCAUUUAAAUAUGUAAAACGGCAUUUAUACAAAGUACCUGAAAUUACAUUUCGUUCUGGUCCUGAAUAUGAUCAAAUGACAAAAAUCCAAUCGAUUGCAAUUAAUCUAUCGGAAGAUCAAUUACUUGUUACAUGUUUACGUACACAAAUUUAUACAAUUCGAUUAUGGGGUCCAGAAACAAAUACGGAUACCUAUUUAGUACCUAUGGGUGCAUCAUUACAUCACGGUCCAAUCUCACAUGUUGCAAUGUGUGCAUGGAAACCAAUAUUUAUCACAUGUGGUGCUUUGGAUCGUUCGCUACGUGUAUGGAACUAUGAACUAGAAAAUUUAUCAUUUGUUAAAGAAUACAACGAAGAUAUUCAUAGUAUUGCAUUACAUCCCACCGGAUUAUACGCCACUGUUGGAUUCUCGGAUAAAUUACGUUAUAUGCUUGUACGAAUUGAUGAUAUUGAAGCGCAAAAAGAAUUCCCGAUACGAUAUUGUGAUGAGUGUGCGUUCAGUUCAAAUGGGCAUAUGUUUGCGGCAGUCAAUGAAAAUGUUAUACAAAUAUUUUCAACAAUUUCAUUCGAUAAUUUAUAUAAUUUAAAAGGUCACAAUGCGAAGGUUUCCUCACUAUCAUGGUCAUCAUACGAUUUGAAAUUAAGUUCUUGCGGUAUAGGAGGUGCCAUUUAUGAAUGGGAUUUGACUGAACCAGAUCAUGUAAAACGAAGCAGUGAAUAUAUUACAAAAUCAAUUGUUUACAACGAUUGUUCAAUCGGAAUGGAUGGACAUGGAACAUAUGCAGUUGGUGCAGAUGGGAAGCUAAAAUACAUACACAAUUCUGUAUGUGUUCGCGAUAUGCCUAUAUAUGAUGGAGAAUUAACUAGCUUAGCUAAAGCACGAUCCGAAAAAUUAAUGUUCAUUACUGGUGGUCCUGGAAUUAUUUAUUCGUUGGAUUUCCCAAUAAAAGAUUCUGCUGAGACAGUGGACUACAAUGAUUAUAAAAUCCAUAAUGAUACUGUAACCAAGAUUCGUUUAUCAUACGAUGAUAAACGAUUAAUAUCUGUUUCGGUAAAUGGUAUUAUUAUAAUUUGGUCAUUGUUAUUUGUUGAGGGAAAAACAAUAAAAUUAAAUAAAGAAUUUGGCUAUUCGGAUGAAAUAUUGAUUGGGUACAGUGAUCUAGAGGAAAAAAUUAAAUUAAUAAGAGAAUUAACAACACGUAUACAUGAAAUGGAUGCCGAACAUGAGUAUCAAUUACGCACAAUUGAUACGACAAACUCGGAAAAUGUUCGAGAAAUUCAUAAAGAUUAUAAUGCAAAAAUUGAAGAGUUAAAAGAUAAAAUACAAGUAAAAUUAAUGUUUAAUGAAAAAUUAAUAAUUGAAUACGAUAAAUACAGUCGUUUAGAAGAUAAAUUAGCAAGUGUGCGUAAAACAUACAAUAAACAAUUAGAAGAUUUACAAGAGUUAAAAGAACUUGAUGAAAAAAAAUUAAUAGAAAAUUUUACAAUACAAUUAAAAGAUAAAGAUAUACAAAUUGAAGAAAUCAAUGAAGAAAUGAAACAAUUGGUGCGCGAACAUGAAUUAAUAAAACAACAAAUUGAGGACGAUGCAGAUCGUGAAAUAUUAGAAUUAAAAUCCGCCCAUGAAGCUGUACUACGUGAGGAACAAAAAGUCAAUAUAAAAUUGCGGAGUGAUUCAAUGAUUAUACAUAAAAAAUAUAUUGCUGCAAAUAAAGAAAUGGAAGAAUUAAAAAAUACGGUGACAUCGUUACAAGAUGAUCAUACGAAAUUUAAACAAAUUAUUACGCAAUUAGAGAAUGAUAUUGAUGAUUUAAAACGUGAAAUUGUUGAACGUGAUCAAACAAUACAAGAUAAAGAAAAACGCAUACAUGAUUUAAAACGGAAAAAUCAAGAAUUGGAAAAAUUCCGUUUUGUAUUAGAUCAUAAAAUUAAAGAUUUAAAAGGACAAAUUGAACCAAAAGAGGAAUUAAUUGUUGAACAAAAAGAACAAAUUGAUGAUAUGAUAUUGGAAUUACAACAAUUACAGAAAAAAAUCCAUAGUUUAGAUAUACAAAUAAGGGAAUUAAAAGAAAAAUUGCAUGCAGCCGAUAAUCAAAUUAAAAGCGAACAUCAAAAGUUACAACAAUGUAAAUCGGUGCUCCGACGUAUGCAAAUUGAUUUACAUGAUGCCACUGGAUUAAUACAAGACCCAUUAAAACUGAAAGCUGCCCUCAAAGAAAUGUAUCAUCGAUAUAAUCAAGGAAAUGAUUUCCAAGCAUCACAAAUGGAAGAAGCAGAAGCUAAAAAUGAAUUCGCACGUCAACGUUGUUAUUUAGAACGUACUGUUAAAGGAUUAAAAACAGCUAAUGAACGUAGAGAAAAAUAUGGACGAACUGAAGAUAAAAUGCGUGUGGUUGAACAAAGUACACAGCUUAUUAUGGAAGCAAAUAAAUUACGUAAAAAGUAUAAAGAUACGUUACAUAAUAAUGUGAAAAUGGAAUCCAUAUUAGGAUUGAACAGUAGAUUUAUGGGUCCAACAGAAGCACAAGAACGAUUAAACAAUGUUGUUAAAAAUAAAGAAGAAAUUCAUGAACAGUAUAGAAAAAAAAUACAAUUUUUGGAAAGAAGUGUGAAAAAUCUUAAAAGUGAAAAUGCAAAUCUUUUCCAUAAACUACUAAUGCACACAAAAGGUGGCCGUUCUGAUGACCAUAUUGCUUAA
Chrysoperla carnea is the source of this 3624-nucleotide messenger RNA. RefSeq names its product cilia- and flagella-associated protein 57 (gene tous). Lineage: Eukaryota; Metazoa; Arthropoda; Insecta; Neuroptera; Chrysopidae. The coding region runs from base 1 to 3624 and encodes 1207 amino acids. Gene Ontology annotation, molecular function: protein binding. The transcript has 15 exons. The record is from RefSeq and is a predicted model, not a curated record.